Messenger RNA from Saccostrea echinata, 528 nucleotides. Its product is annotated as ficolin-1-like. Bases 1 to 528 code for a protein of 175 amino acids. NCBI's taxonomy places the organism in Eukaryota, Metazoa, Mollusca, Bivalvia, Ostreida, Ostreidae. The transcript has 5 exons. The record is from RefSeq and is a predicted model, not a curated record.
AUGGGGGUCAUUCAGAAACGACAAGAUAGUGACGUCGAUUUUUACAGGACAUGGAUAGAGUAUAAAGACGGAUUUGGGAAUGCCACUAAAAACUAUUGGAUAGGGAAUGACGCAAUCCACAUCUUAACAAAGGAUAAAAACCAAGAACUCCGAGUUGAUCUCCAGAGACAUAAUGGAGAACAGGCCUAUGCUGUUUAUACCACAUUUUACAUCGGAGAUGAAAACAAUAAAUAUACACUUACAGUAUCUGGAUACAACGGAACAGCGGGUGACAGUUUGAUUGAUUGGCACAAUGGUAUGAAAUUCUCCACCAAAGAUCAGGAUAACGAUAUGAGUAGCGUUAACUGUGCCACAAAAUAUCAUGGAGCCUGGUGGUACAACGCCUGUUACCAAUCAAACCUAAACGGACAGUAUGCUACGUCUGCUGUGAUUGGUGAAAAAUACCCGCUCAAGCUAAUCCGAACAAAUACUACCAAAUCCGGACAAGCCAUUCCGGACAAGAAUAACCUAAGUGAACUUAACUACUGA